Messenger RNA from Tupaia belangeri chinensis (Chinese tree shrew), 2102 nucleotides. RefSeq names its product glutamate receptor 3-like. The transcript has 9 exons. Gene Ontology annotation, molecular function: ligand-gated monoatomic ion channel activity; signaling receptor activity. Lineage: Eukaryota; Metazoa; Chordata; Mammalia; Scandentia; Tupaiidae. Bases 1 to 1635 code for a protein of 544 amino acids. The record is from RefSeq and is a predicted model, not a curated record. Gene Ontology annotation, cellular component: membrane. Gene Ontology annotation, biological process: monoatomic ion transport.
AUGAAUCUUAAUAUAAACUUAAUAGAAAUAUGGACAUUGGAUGAUAAUGAUGUCUCGAUAUUAACAAUCUGCACCUGGUUUUAUUGCCGCCACCCCUCCCUGCCAAAAGAAAAUGCAUCCUUCCAUGGCCCUUUCAGAGGACAAUUGGAACUUGCACCUGGCUUCUGUGAAACAGACUUUGCCUGUUAUUGUGGUUUGAAUGUGUCCCCAAAAGAACUCAUGCGUAGAAAUGUGGUUGUUAUGGUCUCAGGGUUUGGUUUGGGGAGUCGUACGGGCAGAACAAUUCUGAAGCUAUUUCAGAAGCAUCACAGGAUUGAACGGAUGAGUAAACAUGCUGAUGUGAAUGAGCUCAGGGUUCUCACCGUGAAAGAAGGGACCAAGCUAUGGUUUGAGCAAUGGUUUGUCCCCUCAAAGUUUCAUGUUUUAGAAUCUGAUCCCCAGAGUGAUAGCAGAGCGGAUAUAGCUGUUGCUCCACUCACAAUAACAUUGGUCCGUGAAGAAGUCAUAGAUUUUUCAAAGCCAUUUAUGAGCCUGGGCAUCUCCAUCAUGAUAAAGAAGCCUCAGAAAUCAAAACCAGGCGUAUUCUCAUUUCUGGAUCCCUUGGCUUAUGAAAUUUGGAUGUGCAUUGUCUUCGCUUACAUUGGAGUCAGUGUAGUUCUUUUCCUCGUCAGCAGAUUCAGCCCUUAUGAAUGGCACUUGGAAGACAACAAUGAAGAACCUCGUGACCCACAAAGCCCUCCUGAUCCUCCAAAUGAAUUUGGAAUAUUUAACAGUCUUUGGUUUUCUUUGGGUGCCUUUAUGCAACAAGGAUGUGAUAUUUCUCCAAGAUCACUCUCUGGACGCAUUGUUGGAGGGGUUUGGUGGUUCUUCACUCUGAUCAUAAUCUCUUCCUAUACGGCCAAUCUCGCUGCUUUCCUGACUGUGGAGAGGAUGGUUUCUCCAAUAGAGAGCGCUGAAGACUUAGCUAAACAGACUGAAAUUGCAUAUGGAACCUUGGACUCUGGUUCAACAAAAGAAUUUUUCAGAAGAUCCAAAAUCGCCGUGUAUGAGAAAAUGUGGUCUUACAUGAAAUCGGCAGAACCAUCUGUGUUUACCAAAACAACAGCAGAUGGAGUGGCCCGAGUGCGAAAGUCCAAGGGAAAAUUCGCCUUCCUGCUGGAGUCAACCAUGAAUGAGUACAUUGAGCAGAGAAAACCAUGUGAUACGAUGAAAGUUGGUGGAAAUCUGGAUUCCAAAGGCUAUGGUGUGGCAACCCCUAAAGGCUCAGCAUUAAGAAAUGCUGUUAACCUGGCAGUAUUAAAACUGAAUGAGCAAGGCCUCUUGGACAAAUUGAAAAACAAAUGGUGGUACGACAAAGGAGAGUGCGGCAGCGGGGGCGGUGACUCCAAGGACAAGACCAGCGCUCUGAGCCUGAGCAAUGUGGCAGGCGUUUUCUAUAUACUUGUCGGAGGUCUGGGGCUGGCCAUGAUGGUGGCUUUGAUAGAAUUCUGUUACAAAUCACGGGCAGAGUCCAAACGCAUGAAACUCACAAAGAACACCCAAAACUUUAAGCCUGCUCCUGCCACCAACACUCAGAAUUACGCUACAUACAGAGAAGGCUACAACGUGUAUGGAACAGAGAGUGUUAAGAUCUAGGGAUCCCUUCCCGCUGGAGACAUAUGAUGAGAGGAAAUCACCGAAAACGUGGCUGCUUCAAGGAUCCUGAGCCAGAUUUCACUCUCCUUGGUGUCGGGCAUGACACGAAUAUUGCUGAUGGUGCAAUGACCUUUCAAUAGGAAAAACUGAUUUUUUUUUCCUUCAGUGCCUUAUGGAACACUCUGAGACUCGCGACAAUGCAAACCAUCAUUGAAAUCUUUUUGCUUUGCUUGAAAAAAAAAUUAAAAUAAAAACCAACAAAAAAAGGACAUGCAAGAUUCCAGUAUGCGAAAAAAAAUCUUAUUAAAAAAUUUCAAUUCAACAAAAGCCAUUCUUUGAUACCACUGCACAGUAUACAAACACCAUGUUCUUUUAAUACACAUCCACAAAUUUUAAAUUCCAGUUCAGCAAAUAGGCUCAUCUUAGCUAAAAGAAUUAGUUCUUCCUCACCAAAAAAAAAAAAAAAA